AUGGCCCUCAAAAUGGUCAAGGGCAGCAUCGACCGCAUGUUCGACAAGAAUCUGCAGGAUCUGGUGCGCGGCAUCCGCAACCACAAGGAGGACGAGGCAAAAUAUAUCUCUCAGUGCAUUGAUGAAAUCAAGCAGGAGCUGAAGCAGGACAAUAUCGCAGUGAAAGCCAAUGCGGUCUGCAAGCUGACCUAUCUACAGAUGCUGGGCUACGAUAUCAGCUGGGCUGCCUUCAAUAUCAUCGAAGUGAUGAGCGCCUCCAAGUUCACGUUCAAGCGAAUUGGCUACCUCGCGGCUUCCCAGUGCUUUCACGAAGGGACCGACGUCAUCAUGUUGACCACCAACCAGAUCCGCAAGGACCUGAGCAGCCCCAGCCAGUACGACACUGGCGUUGCGCUGACUGGCCUAUCCUGUUUUGUUACCCCAGAUCUUGCCAGAGACCUGGCCAACGACAUCAUGACACUGAUGUCACACACCAAGCCGUAUAUCCGGAAGAAGGCGGUGCUGAUCAUGUACAAGGUGUUCCUGAAGUACCCUGAGUCCCUGCGCCCCGCCUUUCCCCGCCUGAAGGAGAAGCUGGAGGAUCCCGACCCUGGAGUCCAGUCAGCGGCAGUCAACGUCAUCUGUGAGCUGGCCAGACGCAACCCCAAGAACUACCUUUCCCUUGCCCCGCUCUUUUUCAAGCUCAUGACCUCUUCCACCAACAACUGGGUCCUCAUUAAGAUUAUCAAACUGUUUGGUGCUCUGACCCCCUUGGAGCCAAGGUUGGGCAAGAAGCUGAUCGAGCCUCUCACCAACCUGAUCCACAGCACGUCCGCCAUGUCCCUUCUGUACGAGUGUGUCAACACCGUCAUCGCAGUGCUCAUCUCCUUGUCAUCCGGCAUGCCCAACCACAGUGCCAGCAUCCAGCUCUGCGUUCAGAAAUUGAGGAUAUUGAUAGAAGACUCCGAUCAGAACUUGAAGUACCUGGGGCUCCUGGCCAUGUCCAAGAUCCUGAGGACGCACCCCAAGUCUGUGCAGGCACACAAGGACCUCGUGCUGCAGUGCCUGGACGACAAGGAUGAGUCCAUCCGCCUGCGGGCCCUUGACCUCCUGUACGGAAUGGUGUCUAAGAAGAACCUGAUGGAGAUCGUCAAGAAGCUGAUGACCCAUGUGGACAAGGCCGAGGGCACAACCUACCGUGACGAGCUGCUCACCAAGAUCAUCGACAUUUGCAGCCAGUCCAACUACCAGCACAUCACCAACUUUGAGUGGUGCGGCCUGUGGGCUGGCAGGGCUGGAGGGAGGGAGGCAGGGUGGCAUUGGGGCUUGCGGGGCCCUUCACAGACCCGGUCCCGCAGGUAUAUCAGCAUCCUUGUGGAACUGACACGGCUGGAGGGCACCCGCCACGGCCACCUCAUCGCCGCACAGAUGCUGGAUGUGGCCAUCCGUGUGAAGGCCAUCCGCAGGUUCGCCGUGGCACAGAUGUCCGCGCUGCUUGACAGUGCCCACCUGGUGGCCAGCAGCCCUCAGCGCAGCGGCAUCUGCGAGGUGCUCUAUGCGGCUGCCUGGAUUUGCGGGGAAUUCUCCGAACACCUGCAGGAGCCCCAGCAGACACUGGAGGCCAUGCUGCGGCCCAAGGUCACCACGCUGCCGGGACACAUCCAGGCUGUGUAUGUGCAGAACGUGGUCAAGCUGUAUGCAGCCAUCUUGCAGCAAAAGGAGCAGGCGGCAGAUGCGUCCGCAGCCCAGGAGGUUACCCAGCUCCUGGUGGAGCGGCUGCCACAGUUCGUGCAGAGUGCGGACCUGGAGGUCCAGGAGCGGGCAUCCUGCAUCUUGCAGCUGGUCAAGCAUGUGCAAAAGCUUCAGGCCAAGGAUGUGCCGGUGGCAGAGGAAGUGAGCUCCCUCUUUGCUGGGGAGCUGAACCCGGUGGCUCCCAAGGCACAGAAGAAGGUUCCAAUCCCCGAAGGCCUGGACCUGGAUGCCUGGAUUAACGAGCCGCUCUCGGACAGCGAGUCUGAGGAUGAGAAGCCCAAGGCCAUGUUCCAGGACGAGGAGCAGCGACACACCAAACCACGGGCGCCCGAGGCAGACGAGCAGGAGCUGGCCCGGCGCCGCGAGGCCCGCAGGCAAGAACAGGCCAACAACCCGUUCUACAUCAAGAGUUCCCCAUCCCCCCAGAAGCGGUAUCAGGACGCGCCGGGUGUGGAGCACAUCCCCGUGGUGCAGAUUGACCUCUCGGUGCCUUUGAAGGUGCCAGGCAAGUGUCUGUGGAUGCCCCUGUCGGACCAGUACGUGAAGCUGGAGGAGGAGAGGCGGCACCGGCAACGGCUGGAGAAGGAUAAGCGGAAGAAGAAGAAGCGGGAGCGUGAGCGCCGGGGCACGCGGCGUCACAGCUCACUGCACACGGAGAGCGACGAGGACAUCGCACCUGCCCAGCGUGUGGACAUCAUCACUGAAGAGAUGCCUGAGAAUGCCCUGCCCAGUGAUGAGGACGACAAAGAUCCCAAUGAUCCUUACAGGGCCCUGGACAUUGACCUGGAUAAGCCCCUAGCUGAUAGCGAGAAGCUGCCCGUCCAGAAACACAGAAAUGCUGAGACCUCCAAGUCCCCUGAGAAAGAGGAUGUCCCCCUCGUGGAGAAGAAGAGCAAGAAACCCAAGAAGAAGGAGAAGAAGCACAAGGAGAAGGAACGGGAGAAGAAGAAGAAGGAGGUAGAGAAGGGUGAGGACUUGGACUUCUGGCUGUCUACUACGCCACCUGCUGCCACACCAGCCCCGGAAGAGCUGGAGGUGAACACCACAGUCACUGUCCUGAAGGAGGAGCAGGAGGAGCCCCGGGGAGAGGAACAGGACGCCGAUGAGGACAGGGAGCAGGACCUGGAGAAGAAACCCUCCAAGCACAAGAAGAAGAAACACAAGAAAGACAAGGAGGAGCGGCCCAAGGACAAGAGGAAGUCCAAGAAGAAGGUGCCGCCAACAGAUGAGGAGGCUGCUGAGCCUGUGGAGAAUGGCACACUCGAUGAGGAGCCCCUGCCGCCCAUGUCCAGUUACACCCUUUUGGCUGAAAAUUCUUACAUCAAAAUGACGUACGACGUGCAGGGCAGCCUACAGAAGGACAGCCAGGUCACAGUUUCCGUGGUCCUGGAGAACCAGAGCGACAGCUUCCUCAAGAGCAUGGAGCUCAAUGUGCUAGACUCGCUCAAUGCCCGGCUGGCCCGGCCCGAGGGCUCCUCGGUCCACGAUGGUGUCCCCGUGCCUUUCCAGCUGCCCCCUGGUAUUUCCAAUGAGGCCCAGUUUGUGUUCACCAUUCAGAGCAUCGUCAUGGCCCAGAAGCUUAAGGGGACCCUGUCUUUCAUCGCCAAGAACGACGAAGGCUCCACCCAUGAGAAGCUUGACUUUAAACUGCACUUCACCUGCACCUCGUACCUGGUCACCACGCCGUGCUACAGUGAUGCCUUUGCCAAGUUACUUGAGUCUGGGGACCUGAGCAUGAGCUCGAUCAAGGUGGAUGGCAUUAGUAUGUCCUUCCAUAACCUCCUGGCAAAGAUCUGUUUUCAUCACCAUUUUUCUGUUGUGGAGCGAGUGGAUUCCUGCGCCUCCAUGUACAGCCGCUCCAUCCAGGGCCACCACGUCUGCCUCCUGGUGAAGAAGGGUGAAAAGUCGGUGUCGGUGGAUGGGAAGUGCAGCGACCCCACGCUGCUGAGCAACCUGCUAGAGGAAAUGAAGGAGACGCUGGCCACGUGCUGA
This is a messenger RNA of Rangifer tarandus platyrhynchus (Svalbard reindeer), 3723 nucleotides long. The record is from the annotation of a GenBank genome assembly. NCBI's taxonomy places the organism in Eukaryota, Metazoa, Chordata, Mammalia, Artiodactyla, Cervidae.